Molecule: messenger RNA, 657 nt
Organism: Cylindrotheca closterium
Lineage: Eukaryota; Bacillariophyta; Bacillariophyceae; Bacillariales; Bacillariaceae
Source: the annotation of a GenBank genome assembly
AUGCCGUCCGCGAAAAAGUCAAAAUCGAAAAACCUGACAGCCGAAGAAGCUGGCGUUCCCAAUGAUUCCACAGCCUAUUUGAAAUCGUUAGAGAAUGAAAACGUGGUGGAGCGGGUCCGCUGUGUCAUUCGAGAUGCGCACGUCUUCAAAUUGCCGCCCAGACCAUCCGCUGGAGGAUGGAGAGGCGCAGAUUGGACGGAAGAAGUGUGGCAAGGGACUGUCAAGGUGACCGAGCGAGACGAUGUCACCAUGGUCCUGCUGGUAGACCAGACCAAUGGAAAGAUCUUUGCGGUAUGUCCCGUCAAGGAGGGAGCUGUCGAUCGCUGUGUGGACUCGAGUCGAUACUUUGUGUUGAGAAUAGAGAAUCAGAAUGGAAGGCACAUGUUUAUUGGACUGGCGUUCAACGAGCGCAACGAUGCCUUUGAUUUCAAUACUUCGCUGGAAGAUUCAGCGAGAGAACGGGCCAAGGCCAACGAACCAGUCGUCCAACUGCCGGGUUUGGACAAGGAUUACAGCAUGAAGGAGGGAGAAAAGAUUACAGUGAAGAUUGGAAAAUUGGGAAGCGGAAACAAAGAAAAGAAGAAGAGUGCCGCAGGAAAGAAGGGUGGAUUUGCACUGAAACCAUCCUCCAAAGAUACAGCUCGGAGAGCUGGAUAA